Sordaria macrospora k-hell is the source of this 1197-nucleotide messenger RNA. RefSeq lists its product as uncharacterized. Gene Ontology annotation, cellular component: mitochondrial inner membrane. Gene Ontology annotation, molecular function: coenzyme A transmembrane transporter activity. The record is from RefSeq and is a predicted model, not a curated record. Gene Ontology annotation, biological process: mitochondrial coenzyme A transmembrane transport. Lineage: Eukaryota; Fungi; Ascomycota; Sordariomycetes; Sordariales; Sordariaceae.
AUGCCCCCGGCGCUCAUCAGCCAUGCCUCCAUGCCGGGGAGCGCAUCAAACGAACCACGAGAGGUAGCAGCCGAUGCGUUCCGGCUGGGGACCAGGAUACAGAAAGAGAAGGGUGAAGCAGCUGUCUGCCCGACAGACGAUGAGGUUUCGGUACCGCGGUCAAAGAGGGAUUCCGACAACCAAAAGAAACGGAGUCUGGAUUAUGUCUGGAGAUCGGGGGUAGCAGGGGGCUUGGCCGGAUGUGCGGCUAAAACCGUUGUCGCACCGCUUGACCGGGUCAAGAUCCUGUUCCAGGCUCGCAAUCCACACUUCCUCAAGUAUGCGGGCUCGUGGUGGGGAUUUGGAGAAGCUAUAAAAGACAUCUAUCGACAGGAUGGGCCAAUGGGCCUUUUCAGAGGGCAUUCUGCAACCCUCCUCAGGAUCUUUCCGUACGCCGGCAUCAAGUUUCUGGCCUACGAGCAAGUCAGGGCACUUAUCAUCACUCGCAAGGACCAGGAAACCCCCUUACGGCGGCUUGUCAGCGGCUCGCUCGCCGGCGUCACCUCCGUCUUCUUCACAUACCCCCUCGAAGUGAUCCGGGUACGACUAGCGUUCGAAACAAAACGGGAAGGCCGGUCGUCCCUUCGAUCCAUCGUCAGGCAAAUAUACAGCGAAAACGCCAUGACAAUUCCAGAAAACGCGCCAGCUCUCAUGCGAAACAUGGCCGCGGCCUCGGCACACGCGCCCGCUCUGAUCCCGAAAACCGGACUUGUCAACUUCUACCGCGGCUUCUCUCCCACUCUCCUCGGCAUGCUUCCCUACGCUGGCAUGUCCUUCCUCACGCACGACACUGUUGGCGACAUCUUCCGACACCCGAAGCUUGCGCAAUGGACGACACUACCGCAACCAGAAAAUGCGCCGGCCGGCAAGGCUGCCCCGUUGCGCUCGUGGGCAGAGCUUUCGGCCGGUGGCAUCGCGGGUCUGGUCUCGCAGACGGUGUCAUAUCCAUUGGAGGUCAUCAGGCGAAGAAUGCAGGUCGGCGGAGCAGUCGGCGAUGGUCAUAGGAUGACCAUUGGCGAGACGGCCAAGAUGAUCAUGAGGGAACGUGGGUUCCGCGGCUUCUUUGUCGGCUUGACUAUUGGAUAUGCGAAGGUGGUCCCCAUGGUGGCUGCGAGCUUCUACACUUACGAAAGGUUAAAGACAUUUUUUGGCAUUUAA